This is a messenger RNA of Serpula lacrymans var. lacrymans S7.9, 360 nucleotides long. RefSeq lists its product as uncharacterized. The coding region runs from base 1 to 360 and encodes 119 amino acids. The record is from RefSeq and is a predicted model, not a curated record. Lineage: Eukaryota; Fungi; Basidiomycota; Agaricomycetes; Boletales; Serpulaceae. The transcript has 2 exons.
AUGCACUACACAUCCUUCACACCAACUCAGUACCUCCCUCUUGAUACGGCCUCUCUACAAUCUGGAACGAUACUCGAUUCUAAUCACUCCAUUGCGAGUGCACUUCCCUUCCUAUCGCUUCUUCCUCUCUCUCUCCCUCCCCUCCCUCUUUUAACAUGGACGGGUCUUCUGCACUACAUUGGUGCUGUAGACGACUAUCCUAGCAAAACCUGCGCGUUCCUCGGAGAACGCGGUUGGGAGGGCAAGAAGGAUAUUAUUGUGCUCGACGGUAUUAAAAACGUCGCUGGUGUCAUGGAAGAUUGGACCUACGCAGGGCCGGUGUUACUACUGCGUCUGACAAUACAGGCGCACAGGAAAUAA